UCACAUCACAUUCACGUCAUCAAUUUGUGUUUUACUCGGUCUGUAUAAUUCGGGUAAAAAUGUUGUGAAACAUUGAACCCCUGUUAUUAUUUUUAGCAUGAUGCAGUCUGCAGUCGCUACCGGAAGUUGUUGAUAAAAGGUGAUAUUUACUGUUUGCUAGAGAAAGAUGGAGCACAUCACACUGCCGAAGGUGGAAAAGGUCCAGCUAGUGGACAGGGGCUAUUCUCUUAGGACUCGAGUUGGAACCCUGUAUUUAACAGCCUUUCAUACAGUGUUUGUGGAUGAUGAGGCUGAGGAUCUCAGUGAACUCUGGGUGCUACAUAGUCUGGUGUGUAAUAUAAAGAAACAAAGCAGUACUUCUUUAGGAUAUCCAAUUCUCAUUCAAUGCAAGAAUUUUCAGAUUUUUCACCUUAUCAUCCCACAAGAGAGCGACUGCAACAAUGUUUUUACAUCACUCUUACGACUCUCCAGGCCAGAGCAAUAUGAAGAGCUUUAUUGUUUUUCUUUCAAGCCUAAUUUCAACAAGGCUGAGAGGGACAAAAACUGGGACUUUAUAAACUUAAAGGCAGAAUACAGUCGGAUGGGAUUGCCUAAUAAAUUAUGGCAUGUCACCUCUAUCAACCGAGAAUACAGGGUAUGUGACACUUACCCCGCUGACUUGUUUGUGCCCAGAUCAGCCCCACUACCUGUCAUCAUUGGGAGCUCCAAGUUUCGCAGCAAGGGACGAUUUCCUACGUUGUCAUACUACUGCAAAGAAACUCAAGCAGCCAUAUGUCGCAGCAGCCAGCCUCUGUCAGGCUUCAGUGCCCGCUGCUUAGAGGAUGAACAGAUGCUCGAGGCCAUCAUGAAGUCCAACCCCAACAGCAGGUUUCUGUAUGUCGUGGACACCAGACCUAAGCUCAAUGCAAUGGCAAACCGGGCUACAGGAAAGGGCUAUGAAAAUGAGGACAAUUACACCAAUAUAAAGUUUCAGUUUAUUGGCAUUGAAAAUAUCCAUGUGAUGAGGAACAGUCAGCAGAAACUGAUUGAAGUGUCUGAUCUUUGGUCCUCAUCCAUGGGGGAAUUCAUUUCGGGCCUGGAAAAUUCUGACUGGUUAAAACACAUCAGAUCAAUAUUGUCAGCUGGAAUCUUUGUUGCUAAGGCUGUGGCAGAGGAAGGCAUCAGCGUCUUGAUCCACUGCUCCGACGGUUGGGAUCGGACAGCUCAAGUGUGCUCCAUAGCCAGUGUGCUUCUUGACCCUUACUACAGGACUCUUAAGGGUUUCAUGGUGCUGAUUGAAAAAGACUGGAUUUCAUUUGGACACAAGUUUUCUCAUAGGUACAGCCACCUAAAUGGAGACCCCAAAGAAGUGUCCCCUGUAAUUGACCAGUUCUUGGAGUGUGUGUGGCAGCUUAUUGAGCAGUUUCCCUGUGCCUUCGAAUACAACGAGAGAUUCCUUAUCAGCAUCCACAGUCACAUUAACUCAUGCCAUUAUGGCAACUUCAUUUGCAACAGUGAAAAAGAGAGGAAAAAUCUGUGCAUUAGAGAAAAGACUCACUCCAUCUGGCCUCAUUUGUGGAAGAAUAAAGGGGACUACGUGAACCCUCUGUUCAGAACAGACCACAGUCAGACCCAAGGAGUUCUGCAUCCUAUUACUUCCCCCUACUGUUUCAAGUUCUGGAGCGGUUUGUACAAUCAAUUUGACCGUCGUUUGCACCCCCGUCAGUCUGCUCUUGAGUGCCUAGUGACUGUUAAAGAGAAAAAUCAGCAGCUAGAAGAAGACCUGGCUAUUUGUGAGCAGAAACUGGCUGCAUUGGCUAAGGAUCCAUUGAAAGGCCUCUGUGUGAAAAAGCAUGUGCCAUUGUACAUAAACCUGGCCAACAUACCUCAGGACUACAAUGGGGGAUUUUUUGGCACUGACCCUAAAGUUUUGCAUCUGUUUGGAGAUAAACCAAAAAGCUCAGACCAAGAGUCAAGAGAAGCACAUUUCAAGUGUCAUUCCUCAAGCAUUGGCAACGACUUUACAAAUAAAGACGGAGUCAAGGAUCUUGACGCAGACAAAAAUGCCUUCAGUGCAGCCUAAAAUUUGGGCAAGUGAAAAAUAAAAGCCAUAUACUGUACAGUAAAAAGAAUGUAUCUAACUAUACAAAGAAUAUGUUAAUUCCAUGUAUGCAUUAGAUUUCUGUUGUUCACUUAGUACUCCGUAAGUCUUUGUGCCUGUAUUUCUGUUAUUGAAGGCCAGUGUUGUGAUUUGUUUAAAUGGUUUCAAAUUUGCAUGAAGGAAUUCGUGUUAAAAACAUGCACGUUGCAAAAUACCUCAGAAUGUUAGUAUAUUUAUUUAUACUAUGACCGUAAAGUCAAAACAUGAGACUAAGAAAGCAAACACAGUUGAUAUUUCUGUAACCAGUUUGUAAUUUUCAUAUUUAGACGCUGCCAGGUUAUAUUCAGCCUAGAUAGUAAAUAACACUCCUUUUGUUCAGAAUACAGGUCAGUAUGUUUACAAAUUGAGUCUAAUACACUGGGAAAUAUUUUAAAUAUAUCUGAGUAAAAAAAUUUAAACACUGGACCAAAGCAAUUAGAACUAAUUAUUAAGCAUUUCUACUCACUGCUUUGAAUAACUGUAUGAGUAUCACUAUAAAUUAGUUUAUUGACGCUGAGUAGUUGAAAAUGUAGUUCUGCCAAACACAUGAAAGCUUAAAUUAUACAUUACCUAAAAGUUUUUGAAAGGACUGUCUAAGUGUACAAGGUCACACUUAACAAUUGCAAUGUUACCUAAAUGUUAAUAAAUUAUGGGAAUUUUA
Messenger RNA from Clarias gariepinus (North African catfish), 2780 nucleotides. It is a transcript of the gene mtmr7a, whose product is annotated as myotubularin related protein 7a. Bases 167 to 2062 code for a protein of 631 amino acids. NCBI's taxonomy places the organism in Eukaryota, Metazoa, Chordata, Actinopteri, Siluriformes, Clariidae. Gene Ontology annotation, biological process: dephosphorylation. Gene Ontology annotation, molecular function: phosphatase activity. The transcript is spliced from 14 exons. The record is from RefSeq and is a predicted model, not a curated record.